Messenger RNA from Cherax quadricarinatus, 2074 nucleotides. RefSeq names its product pyruvate dehydrogenase (acetyl-transferring) kinase, mitochondrial. Gene Ontology annotation, cellular component: mitochondrion. NCBI's taxonomy places the organism in Eukaryota, Metazoa, Arthropoda, Malacostraca, Decapoda, Parastacidae. Gene Ontology annotation, biological process: regulation of glucose metabolic process; protein phosphorylation. Gene Ontology annotation, molecular function: pyruvate dehydrogenase (acetyl-transferring) kinase activity. The record is from RefSeq and is a predicted model, not a curated record.
AGUUUGUGGAACAAAAUGAAAUGUCAAUGCAUCCAAAAUACAAAAUAUACUCAAGAUCUUACACAUGAUUUUUCUCUUUCAACAGGAGAAAAUGCCACCAAUGGCGAUUCCUUUUUAUUCCUGCGGAAAGAGCUGCCAGUACGACUUGCCAACAUAAUGAAGGAGUUUCACUUGCUGCCUGAGAAACUCCUCCACAUGCCCUCUGUGUGUGCCGUCAGGGACCUCUACCGUAUGAGUUUCAUGGACAUCCUCCACUUCGAAGAUGGCAGUUAUACAAAUCCUUCCAUCCUUGAAAAGUUCACUGACACGUUAUUAAAAAUCAGAAAUCGCCAUAAGGACGUGGUAAUGACAAUGGCUCAGGGAGUGUUGGAGCUGAAGGAUGCUCACUCCAUCAACGCCAACACAGAGUCCAACAUCCAGUAUUUCCUUGACAGGUUCUACAUGAACCGCAUCUCCAUCAGGAUGCUCAUCAACCAGCACACAAUACUGUUUGGCGAAGGUGUCAACGCACAGAACCACAUAGGUUGUAUUGACCCUCACUGUGAUGUUGUUCGUGUGAUUGAAGAUGCAUACUCCAGUGCCCGUUUUCUUUGUGAUCAGUAUUACCUUGCCUCUCCAGAGCUUGUUCUCAAGUAUCACAAUGAGCAGGACAAGGCCACUAAAAUCAUAAAAGAAGCUGGAGCACCAGCGGAUAAAACCCCAGCAUCAGUUGUGUAUGUGCCAUCUCAUCUUUAUCACAUGCUGUGUGAACUCUUCAAGAACAGCAUGCGUGCUGUUGUGGAACAUCACGGUCCAGGUGCUGAUGUGUUCCCUCCUUUAGAUGUACUUCUAGUCAUGGGACGUGAAGAUAUUACUAUUAAGUUGAGUGACCAAGGUGGUGGCAUUCCCCGAAGCCAAAUGGACCUCCUCUUCAAUUACAUGUACUCUACAGCACCUCAACCAGCUGUUUCUGGGCUAGAUAUCCCACCUUUGGCUGGAUAUGGUUAUGGUCUUCCACUCUCCAGAUUGUAUGCUCGUUACUUUCAUGGAGACCUGAUGCUAACAUCCUGUGAAGGUUACGGUACAGAUGCUAUCAUCUUCUUAAAGGCACUUUCAAGUGAAGCCAACGAACUUCUUCCAGUUUACAACAAAACUUGUCAGCGACAGUACUCAACACCUAUUCAGACGCAUGACUGGUCUUCACAGUCACAUUCAGCUAUGUUCAUUCGGCCCUUUUGCACCAACUCCCAUAAUAAAUCUGUUCAAGGAAAGAGCAGUUCUACACCAAACAGUAAUAGCACUUCUACCUAGAAGAAAUAUACCUCAUGCAUAUCUAAGAUAAGGAAGUGUGGAAUGAAUGUGUUUUCAAUUUGCUUUCUUUAAAUUUUAGCAAAAAUAUUUUCUUCUAUAAAGAGAGUAAAGAAAUGGAGCACACUCAAAAAACAGUGGAUAAAUAUAUGUAAGCAACAAUUUUGCUGGUAAAUUAUGGAACUGUGUGUAGGUAUAGAAAAAAUUAUUAGGGUGUCAUGUUGUUAAUUAUAUAAAGCUACACAUUAGUUUUUCAUUACACAAUAACAUCUUACAUAAAAAAACACUGGAAACUAAGGAUACCUGAAGGAUGCUUCCAAGGUUCAGUGCCCCUGAGGCCAGGCCCCUGACCUGCCUUGGUGGGAAAUGGCUGAAGUGUUAAAAAAAAUAUAUAUACAUGUAUAUAUACAGUGGUACCUUGACUUAUGAGUUUAAGUCGUUCUGUGACCCAGCUCGUAACUCAAUUUGCUUGUACAUCAAAUUAAUUUUCCUCAGUGAGAUUAAUUGAAAUGCCAUAAAUCCAUUCCAGCCCCAAAAAACCACCCCAAUUUUUUUUGUUACAGGUUUUUAAAUAAGAAAAAAUGUAUUUAUAAAUAAGAAAUAUUGUAUACUCCACCCACCACCUUCACUACUCCACCCACCUCCUUCUCUACUACACCCAACAUCCUCACUACUCCACCCACCACAAUAUCUAUUCCACCCACCAUUAUCACUACUCCAGCACCCUCACUAGUUCACCCACCACCAUCACUACUCCAUCCACCAAUAUCACUACUCCACCCACCAC